GAUGAUGCAUUCCAAGUGAGUGCAAAAAUGCAUGCAAGGGUGGGAGAAAAAAAAAAAAGUGCAUGUGGGUGCAUGUUUACAAAAGGCUGUCCCUGCGGUGGAGGUACAGACUGCAUCGAGGACGUCGCAACUAUUCACCUCUCACUGGCCCCGAGGCCAUGCAAUGCCCUGCAUGCGCUUUUCAGGCUUUUGAAAUGGGCUUUAUGCGCGCGGAGAGAGAGACAGAAGAAGCUCGAGCAGCUGUGACGUGGGCGGCGUUGUUUCAUUCACCUCUCGUCAUGGCAACGGACAGGGGCGCGAGAAAAAUGCCCCCUCCUUGAGCCAUGAGAGAGACAGCGAGAGAAAUAGAGAGACCCUACAAUCCCGUUUUAAUUCCCAUCAGAACAUAGUGUGCGGUUUGUGUUUCUGAUGCAAAAAUGAACAAAAAGUAAAUGCGUUUAAUGGAACAAUUGUUGCCUUUAACGCAAUGACCAAAGAAUUAGCAAGACGUAAAUGAACCAGGCUCCACUGAACUUUAUCGCUGUUAACUAAUUAUUUUAUUGUGUCCAGAAAAAAAUUAUAAUAAUAAUAAUGAACUCCUAGUCCUGUUGAUUGAUUUAGGAUUAUUUUAAUAGACAUAAAAAAUAAAAAAUAAAUACAAAAAUUAUAGACAUUAAAAAUAUAUAUAUAUUUUAAUGUAAUUUAUGGAUUGUUAAAAUUAUUGUCUGUAUUAAUUUAUUAUUUAUCUGUUCAGAUUUAGCUAUAAGACACAGUUUUGCUUUUGUAGGCUGCGUUAUUUUCCCCUGUUAAUAUUGAAAUAAAUUCUAGACCAUUUUAGACAAAAUAUCUAUAAAACAAUCUAAGCCAGAAAAAAUCCAACUUUACUGACAUAAGUACAUAACAACAGCCUUUAAAACAGUCUAUUAAUAAUAAACAUCUCAAUUAAACCAUAGUUUAAAUUAAAUCUUAAAUUAAAGGCAGUCUGUGAUACCUCUGGAGCAAAGUGGCCCACUGCGCCCUGUCACUUCUGAUCCCUCUGUGCUUGUUUUCAGAAGAGCGCAAUGGGACGGGGGUUCUGUGUUGAAUCCGCUGUGACCAAUGAACGCGCCGCUGUUCGUGGCAAGCACAUCUGUCAAGCGUUUCUGACCAAUAGACAGCAGCGCGAGGCGGAUCUCAGGUGCGCGCCUCUGCAUCCUCGCGGCUCUGGCACGCUGGGAAGCCGCCUGUGGCACAGAGUAGCUGUCAAACGCGCGCUCGCGAGCACCGUGGAAACUAUGGCGACCGCGGCGUCCAACCACUACAGCAUCCUCACGUCCAGCGCGUCCGUCGUCGCGCACUCGGAGCCCGGCAGCAUGCAGCAGACGCCGCCGGCCUACAGGGACGCGCAGAGUCUUCUGCAGAGCGAGUACACCACCCUGCAGAGCAGCGGGAGCACGCUCAGCCACGCGCACCAGUGGUUAACGGCGGCGCUGUCUCACGGGGGAGAGGGAUCGCCGUGGCCAGCCAGCCCGCUGGGCGAGCAGGACAUUAAGCCCACCCUGCAGGGCGACGUGGAGGAGCUGCAGCACUCGCCGAGUUUGAGGCCCAGGCAGGCGCAUCUGGUGCAGCAGAGCCAGCAUCACGACGCGGGCGCCUGGCGCGCGACGACCACGGCUCACAUGACGAGCAUGACGACCUCGAACGGACAGAGCAUGAUCUACUCCCAGCCCGGGUACGGCGAGCAGGGAAUGCACCAUCACGCCCUCAGGGACGCGCACGAGGACCACCACAGCCCGCACCUCAGCGAGCACGGCCACCCGCAGAGUCUUCAUCAGGGACACCACGAGCACUCGGACGAGGACACGCCGACCUCGGACGACCUGGAGCAGUUCGCAAAGCAAUUCAAGCAGCGUCGGAUCAAGCUGGGUUUCACGCAAGCGGACGUGGGGCUCGCGCUGGGCACGCUCUACGGCAACGUUUUCUCUCAGACCACCAUCUGCAGGUUCGAGGCGCUUCAGCUGAGCUUUAAGAACAUGUGCAAACUCAAACCCCUGCUCAAUAAAUGGCUGGAGGAGGCGGACUCCACCUCGGGAAGUCCGACCAGCCUGGAUAAGAUAGCUGCUCAGGGAAGGAAGAGGAAAAAGCGAACCUCCAUCGAGGUGAGUGUCAAAGGGGCUUUGGAGAGCCAUUUCCUCAAGUGCCCCAAACCCGGUGCGUCCGAGAUCAACUCUCUGGCGGACAGCCUACAGCUGGAGAAAGAGGUGGUGCGGGUCUGGUUUUGUAACCGACGGCAGAAGGAGAAGAGGAUGACGCCUCAGAACGGACCCAUUCCCGGUAACGAGGAUAUGUACGGGGACACUUCGCCUCACCACGGGGCUCAGACACCUGUUCCGUAAAAAAGGGGCGGCCACACACACUCAGAAAGAGACUUUGUCUUUGUCCCGCGGUCACAAGCCCGUUCACUGCGGGCCGACAGUGAUGAUGAUGUUGAUGAUGUGCUUCUACAGCACUUCAGAGGGAGCGGAGCGCGCAUUUUUGCCCGAACAAUAUAAGGGCACGGGCGCAAGAAAACGCGCUCUACUAAACCAAGGCGUUACGCGCUGCGGGUGAACCUAAAGAGCAAAUGUUUUACGCGUAAAUAUUCUUUUUUUUUAUUUUUUUAUUUUUUAUUAUUAUUAUUAUUAUUAUUAUUUUAUUUGAAGUCCGAGAAUCUGUGAAAGCAUCAUAUCACUUCCAACCGAAAGCUGUGAAAAGGGCGUGAGGGGCGCGUAUUCUCUUACGACAUCUUCCCCUCAUGACCACAAAAAGAUGAUUGAAAUUAAUCAAGUGCAAUCUCUUCAAGUCAUUCUCUUCAAAAUAUGAAUGGCAACGGCGGUGCUAUUAUUAUUAUUAUUGUUGUUAUUAUUAUUAUUCCUUGUAAUGCAUGUAUAAUUAUCACAGUUAAAUGUGAGAAAUUUUCUGAGAUUUAAUGCAUCUAAUUUUCAUGGCAACAAAGGCGGCCUAGUGCUGCUGUUUAUUGUGCGCAGGCAAAGCAACCCAAUUUCAUGCAGAUCACGGAUUCACUGCUGGUGCAAAACAGAGCGCCCGUCUAAUUCGAGGCCUGAGGAAAGAUUAAAUCCUUCUCCAGAACUGUGCAGCGCUGUGCAUCACAUCGAAUUGAGUAUUCUUAAAUUAAACCAAAUUAUAUCAUGUCUCAUAAUCAAUUGGGUUUUUCUUUACCAUUUUAAAAAUCAUAUUUGGAGUUGAUAGAUUUCCAAGCAGCCAAAUGCGACCACAGAUACUUUUGUAUUAAGAAUGUUUUAAACCUCUUGUUUUAAAUCAUAUUGUGCUGUUUAAUUUCUACUGAUUUAAAUACAGGGGAAAUCUAAAAUGUAUGAUAUUACACAAAACAGCCAAAAACAAACCUUCAUUUUAUUGUGGAAACCCUUAAUAUGGUCUAUAAGAAGCAAGAUUAUUUAUAUUUGCCUAUAAAUAGCAUAUUAACAACAACAACAAAAAAAUAUUAAUAAUAAUAAUAAUAAUAAUUAUAAUAAUAAUAGCCAAUGUGGCCAGUUUAUCUUGUCCAUUACAUUGGGUCUCUAUUAUAUAACACUGUGUUGUAUUAUUUUGUGCGUCAACUAUAAAUGUUUAAGCCUCAACUGUUUGGUCAUUUUGUGUUUUUUGUUUUCCAAAACUUGUAUUUCUUCGUGUCAACCGUCGUGCACCUUUCCUUUCACGAGAAAUACUAUUACACCAGCUGUAUUACAAUUAUUUGAUGGCCUGCAUUGAAAAAUAAGGACAUUUGACGUGGAAUUUUUUUCUUUUUCUAUUUUUUUGUGAAUACUUGUAUAUUUGUGCACUUACCCUGGCACUGCCAAAGCACAACCUGUCAGUGUGCCCUAUUGAGAACAUUAAUGUCUUUGGUUUUGACAGAGAGAAAAAAAAAUUGCACAGUUUUUAAAAGCCUUUUUGUCAUUAAAGGAAUACAUUUUUAUAUAAAGUAGUGCAUGUCUUGAAUCAAUGCCCGUGGUUAAUUUUACCGAGGAGGAAGAUCAACAAGAUAAAUGGCGUUCACAAUUUCUCACAUUAUUAGAACAUUAAGGCAAGUUGAGUAUUAUAUUGCCUCCGGAUAAGAUGAAGUUGUGGAUCCAUUUCAACAAUUCAUUUGCUUGGAUUUCUACGUGACCUUUGAGAAAAAAUGUUGGCCAUUUCACUCUGUAAUGAGGACAGAUUGGUUGAGAAGUGAGUCUUGUUUUAAUAUUGUGUAAUGCGUGCAUUCUGGAUCAGCUCAUAGUAUCAAUUUACAAUAUUUACAAAU
This is a messenger RNA of Myxocyprinus asiaticus (Chinese sucker), 4255 nucleotides long. RefSeq names its product POU class 3 homeobox 2a (gene pou3f2a). Gene Ontology annotation, cellular component: nucleus. The record is from RefSeq and is a predicted model, not a curated record. Bases 1041 to 2354 code for a protein of 437 amino acids. Gene Ontology annotation, molecular function: DNA-binding transcription factor activity, RNA polymerase II-specific; RNA polymerase II cis-regulatory region sequence-specific DNA binding. Gene Ontology annotation, biological process: brain development; regulation of transcription by RNA polymerase II. The transcript has a single exon. Lineage: Eukaryota; Metazoa; Chordata; Actinopteri; Cypriniformes; Catostomidae.